AUGGGCUGUGGUUACUCUACGUACUCGGCACAGGAUGAUAUCGUGUGGAAGUACGGCGGCCCACCGGAGGAGCCGCUGAAGGCACUGAAGAUGUUCCCUAAGCACCAAAACGGCCUUCUCUUCCGUCUUCUGUACGACGACGGUGAGCGCUGGGCCUUCUACAACGACACCCUCGAGUACGAGUUCCACAUCCGCUACUACUUCAGCAGCGACAGCGACAUCGAGGCACUGCACAAUGCCACCUUGUCAGAGCUGGAAAACGGCAAUAAGCUCGUCGAGAUCAUCGUCUACCCGAAGGAGACGCAGGACUUCAUCGUAGGUGUGGCUGGCAGCUACACUAGCACCAUCGAGGCUAUCCCCAUCACGGAGCGCUUCCAGUGGGAAAGGUCCAAGGAAAAGUACGAGCAGAAGCGGAGGUAG
Messenger RNA from Leishmania braziliensis MHOM/BR/75/M2904, 420 nucleotides. RefSeq lists its product as hypothetical. The transcript has a single exon. NCBI's taxonomy places the organism in Eukaryota, Euglenozoa, Kinetoplastea, Trypanosomatida, Trypanosomatidae. The coding region runs from base 1 to 420 and encodes 139 amino acids. The record is from RefSeq and is a predicted model, not a curated record.